GAUAAGAGCGCGAACUAUCAUUUACUACAAAUUAAAGCAGCAGGCUCGCCUGUACACUGACUCUUCAUUGACAGCCAGAAGUUCCGCACAAGCGGGCCGCUACAAUACUACAGACCGUGGCAGAAAAGGAUACUGGAACGGACCUGUGCUGUGAAUUGAAUCAAAACUGUUGUAGAAACCUCAGACUUGCAAAAUGACGGCUACUAAUCCACCACAAGACAAAUACAAGGCUGUGUGGCUCAUAUUCUUUAUUCUUGGAUUAGGAACACUCCUGCCAUGGAAUUUCUUCAUGACUGCCACAAUGUACUUCACCAGCCGGCUGGUAACUGCAGAGGAGAGGAUGUUACAGGUUAAUAGCACAGGCAACCUGACUGUCUUGGUGCCUAAGAAUUACCUGGAGUCCAAAUUCAACAACUUUAUGACUUUCUGUGCCAUGGUGCCACUUCUCAUCUUCACCUGCCUCAACUCUUUCCUCCAUCAAAGGGUUCCCCUGAAGGUGCGCAUCAUGGGAAGCCUGGGUGUCAUUCUGCUGCUGUUCCUCGUAACGGCUGCUCUCGUCAAGAUCUCCAUCCUUCCACUCUCCUUCUUUGUGCUGACGAUGAUCACAAUUGUUUGUAUCAACUCCUUUGGAGCGAUUCUUCAGGGCAGUCUCUUCGGACUAGCCGGCCUGCUGCCAGCCAGCUACACUGCCCCCAUCAUGAGCGGACAGGGCAUGGCAGGAACAUUUGCUGCCAUUGCUAUGAUCUGUGCUAUUGCAAGUGGUUCGGAGUUACAAGACAGUGCCUUCGGAUAUUUCAUCACAGCAUGUGUGGUGAUCAUCAUAGCUAUUGUUUCCUACAUCGCCCUCCCUAAAAUGGAAUUUUUCUUGUAUUAUUUGAACAAAAACAGCAGUCCUAUGAUGAGCAGCAAUGAUGGCGAAACCAAGCUAGACCUGCUGAAGAAAGCGGAACAGACAAACGGGGCGGAUAAAAAGGCUGUCAUAAGCUUCACAGAUGAUCUUCAACCUCAAGUCUCAGUAGUUGAAAUCUUAAAAAAGAUCUGGGUGCUGGCGUUGUCUGUGUGCUUUGUGUUUAUGGUCACUAUUGGUACAUUUCCCGCUGUCACUGUCGAUGUGAAAUCCACAAUUGCAGGGGACAGUCGCUGGGGAGACUAUUUUAUCCCUGUCUCGUGUUUCCUGUUGUUUAACCUGUGUGACUGGGCUGGAAGGAGUCUCACUGCAAUCUGUUUGUGGCCUGGGAAGGACAGCUUGCUCUUGCCGAUCAUGGUGGUGGCUCGUGUGGUCUUCGUGCCCCUGUUCAUGCUGUGUAACGUGCAGCCCCGGGAGAACCUUCCUGUCUUCUUCAGUCACGACAUGUGGUACAUCAUCUUCAUGAUCCUCUUCGCCUUCUCCAACGGAUACCUGGCCAGCCUCUGCAUGUGCUUCGGACCCAAGAAAGUGGCCUCUCAUGAAGCAGAGACGACUGGAGCCAUCAUGGCCUUCUUCCUAUCUCUGGGCCUGGCCUUGGGUGCCUCAGUCUCCUUCAUGUUCCGGGGGAUGGUGUAACAAUGGCAGAGGAAUCUCCAAGUGCUGAUUUUAACACUGGAAUCAAGCAGGAAGCCUUCCUCUGCAGACUCCCCUUACUGGGUUUAAGACCAGCCUUGAUUUUAUACAGUGCUUUUUAUACUGCCUUUCAAUUGUUUCAAUAAUUGUCAAUAUUUUAAGUAUUUUACUUGUAAUGUGCUAACAAUAUGCUUUAUAUAUUUUUUUAUUUCACAUGUGCUGGUUUUUUGUUUUUUGUUUUAAUUUAAAAUAUUUUAAUGUUUUUGUUUAGUUUUUUACACUGAAUUACUGGAUAGUGAGGUGCUUGCAUAUACAAGUGAAGCUGUGUAUAAAAAAGCAAAGUUAAAUUGUCAUCGCUUCAUUGAUACCACAGCUAGUUACAAAGGGUAGGAUUUAGUAGCCACAUGCACAAUGAAAGCCAGGAAAUUUGGGACAAGCAAUCGCUUUAAUGAUACCGUGAUCUGUCACGUUUUAAAGCAGUAUUAAAGUGCUAACUAUGAUUAGAUGUCGUGUUUAAAUGAGGGCAGACAGACACUAAUUUAGAUAGAGGUGGCAUGGGAUUAUCUCUCUGGCAAAUAUUUAGUAUUGCGUCUUACAGAAUUAACAUAGUAAACUAAGUUAUACAGUAAGCAUAUACUUAGAAAUGAAAACAAGGGGAUGUUUUUUUUGUUUUUUUUUUUAAAUCAGAGCUAUUGGAUCAGAGCUGCCUUUGUCCUUAAAUAAACUUGUAAUAUUUUAAUAGUUUAAAGAGGAGCAGAAUGAAACUAAUGUAGAAUUUCAGUGCUUUAGAUUUUAGAUUUUGUUUCCACUAUCUCACCUGUAUUUUAUUUAUUUAGUAUAACUUUCACGUUAGUCAUUUUUACCCUAUUCACCCACAAUCUGAAAUUGGGCAUGACCAAAUGUCAUUGCAUGACAUGACAAGUCAAUAGUAAUCGCAUGGUUUAAAUGCAAAAAAAGGAAAAAGUAAUGUUUCUUUUUGACCACCAUUGUGUUUUUUGUAGUUAUGGAUGUAUACUGUUUUAGCAUUUAUUUUAUUACUGUAUGUUGUUCCUUCACAAGUUUGUAUUUUAGAGUACAAGAACACAGUUAUAUCAGUAUUCUGCCAAGGUCCAGAGAGCCGUUUAUUCAAGGAGUCUCAAACAAUUGUGAAUAAAUGUAAUGUAAUGAACUCUGAAUCAGCAGUUUGUUUCCAGAGUGAAUUGGAAUGUACUGGUUUAAACUGGAAAUGUGCUAGUGUGACUUCCGUUUGUAUAAUUCCUGCUAGACUGGGACUCUGCAAAGAGGUGCAGUUUGUCAUAAGCAAUACUGAAUAAAUGUUGUUGCAGACUAUUUGUUUGCAAUUCCUUUUUU
Acipenser ruthenus (sterlet) is the source of this 2890-nucleotide messenger RNA. Its product is annotated as equilibrative nucleoside transporter 1. Gene Ontology annotation, molecular function: nucleoside transmembrane transporter activity. The transcript is spliced from 13 exons. Lineage: Eukaryota; Metazoa; Chordata; Actinopteri; Acipenseriformes; Acipenseridae. Gene Ontology annotation, biological process: uridine transmembrane transport; nucleoside transmembrane transport. Gene Ontology annotation, cellular component: plasma membrane. The record is from RefSeq and is a predicted model, not a curated record. The coding region runs from base 194 to 1543 and encodes 449 amino acids.